AUGGGUUGUAGCGGCUAUACACCAUCCCUUGAAGAGUACCUACGUAAUGGAUGCAUUUCAUCAUCAGUUUCAGUUCUUUUGGUUCAUUUCUCCACAACUCAUCAUGAUCAGCCAACCGAAGAGAUUGCUAGUUUUUUCCACAAGAAUGAAGAUCUUGUGUAUAAUAUAUCUCUCAUAGUUCGGCUCACCAAUGAUUUGGCAACUUUCGCGGCUGAACAAGAGAGAGGCGAUGCUCCUUCAGCAAUCCUAUGUUACAUGCGAGAGAUGAAUGCUUCUCAAGAUAUAGCCGAGACGAAGAUUAAGGGCAUGAUAGACAAAGCAUGGAAGAAAAUAAAUGGGAGAUGCCUGAGAAGCCCACAACAAGUGUCUUUUCUCUCACCAUUCAUCAACACUAGCAUAAAUAUUGCACGAAUGGCGCACAGCCUUUACCAAGAUGGAGAUGGAUUUGGUGAUCAAGAAAAAGGCUCUCGGCUGAUCCAGUCUCUACUAGCUGAGCCUUUACUGCUUUGA
This is a messenger RNA of Prunus armeniaca (apricot), 510 nucleotides long. NCBI's taxonomy places the organism in Eukaryota, Viridiplantae, Streptophyta, Magnoliopsida, Rosales, Rosaceae. The record is from the annotation of a GenBank genome assembly.